UUUCUCAUAGUUAUAUAUAUAUAUAAAAUAAAAAUUUAUAUAUAUAUAUGUAUUAUAUACAUAUAUAUAUAUAUUCGCCGGAAAACUCAUCGGAAUCUUCACCGGCGUAAUCGUAUCGAACAUUUUGUAAUAAUUUAUUCAAUUUUUGACUUGGAAAUGAGUGAUCAAGUUUCUGAAUUUCAUGUAGCACAACAUAGUCGGAGGGAGAGGUUGAGAAUUACUAGUUCUGAAGAAUUAGAUAUUAUUCAUCAGUAUGGUAAUAUUUCAUAUGAUCCAUCAGUAGUACUGUCGUCGUCUGAAAUGAUUAAUUUUGCAACGACGACGACUGGUACUACUGAUGUUGCACAAAAUUGUAGCAAUUGGAGAAGUUUGCAGCAUUCUAGUUGUGGAUGGAAUAAUGUAACAAAUUUUAAUUCGAGUGGAUCUGUUAUUGAGACUAAUAAUUAUUUGAGUCCAAUGUUUGUUGGAGGAGAAGGAGGUGUGUUGUCUGGAUCGUUGAAUUUGAAUAGUAGUACUAUUGAUGUGAAGCCGAAUUUUUAUGGUGGGUUUAAUGAAAUGCACCAGUCAAUUCCGGAUACCAUUACUAGUAAUGCUGAGUUUAGUUCUUCUGUACUUUAUCACGAUACACUUCAAGAAGUUGUUAAGUCUGCUACAAAGGGAAAUCAACGUGUUGAUUCGUGGAUUGAGAAUGAGAGUUACGUGGAUCAAUCGCGUCAUUUGUAUGAUAAGAAUUGUGGAUUGGGGACAAACUUAAGAACCAAUGUAUCUGAUAAUUCGAGUGCUCAAGGCUUGGCUCUAUCUCUUUCACCAGUUCCAAGAACAAAUACGAUGCAAAUGGAGAAGAGGAACAAUGUGAUGGUACCUGAAAAUUUUGCAAUUGCACAACGAAGUGCAGUGCCACUUGGUCCUUUUACUGGCUACGCAACGAUACUUAAAAGCUCACAGUUUCUAAGGCCAGCACAGCAAUUGUUGGAUGAACUUUGUGAUCUUGCAGCAGGUUCAUCAAAUGUGAUUAAGUGUUCAAAUUUCUCGAAGAAGGUUCGUGAUGGUUUUAGGGUUUCUUGUGAUGUUAAUGCUGCUGAGUCUUCAUCAGGAGGUGGUGGUGGUGUCGGAGAUUCGAGUGGUUUGAAUGAAUCAAAUGUGUGUCCUGAGUAUCUGCAGAAGAAGGCAAAGCUUAUAUUUAUGCAGGAGGAGAUUUGUAAAAGAUACAAACAGUAUCAUCAGCAAAUGCAAAUGGUUGUAUCGUCUUUUGAAACCGUGGCUGGUCUUAGUGCAGCAACCCCGUACAUUUCUUUAGCUCUCAAAACUGUCGCGCAACAUUUUAAGUCACUGAGGAACACCAUCACAGAUCACUUGAAAAACAUAAGGCAGGCGUUAGGCGAAGACUUGCCCUCCCCUGCAUCUGGUAUGAGUAACAAAGGCGAUGGGAAUUCAUCGAGGUUGAAAUUCGUUGACCAGACAUCGUUACACAAACAGAAAAGUGGUAGUACAGCUGGGGUCGCGUUUUUAGAAUCGCAACAACAUGUCUGGAGACCUCAACGAGGCUUACCAGAACGCGCUGUGGCUAUUCUUAGAGCUUGGCUUUUCGAUCACUUCCUUCACCCGUAUCCUACAGAUAGUGAUAAACACAUGUUGGCUUCUCAAACUGGCUUAACUAGAAACCAGGUUUCGAAUUGGUUCAUCAAUGCACGUGUACGUGUAUGGAAACCGAUGGUUGAAGAGAUCCAUAUGUUGGAGACUAAAGGAGGAGAUCAAACAAGAAAAUCGGAUGUGAAUAAGCUCGUUACAGAACGAACCAACCAUGUGAACUGUGGGCAACAUUUGAGUAAUGUUCUACUCAACAUGAGUGGUGUAGCAAUGCCAGAGAAGCAAGAAAUCUGUCAUGGAGGAAUAGGACCCUCGGAACGAUUAGAUGAGAGUAGUAGUGAUCAUCAUAUGUGGAGGAAUCAAGAGAAACGUUCGAGGAUAGAGUGUCACCAUAUCUCUGAUGGAUCAAGCAUGGACGGAUCGUUGAUGGGGUUUGUACCUUACCAAAGAAAUGGACUUGAAAUCGGAGGUAACAUUGGUGCUGUGUCGUUGACGUUGGGGCUAAGGCAAAACGCUGAGGCUGCUCAACAACAACAACAGUUGCAACUACACGAACAUCGACUUAGGCAGCAGUUUGGAGGUCACAUUAUUCAUGACUUUGUAGAUUGAAUGGUGAAAAAAAGAGGAGUUUAGUUUGUAGAUUAUGUUAUUUCUCUAGUACUAGGUUUUAAUGUCACCAUAUUUUGUGACAUAGUUUUAGCUUUGCUAAGGCUCCUAAUGUAUGAUUCUCAGAUACAAGUAAGAAAUGCACUUGUUGUAGACAAUGUUACUAUAUCAAUCAUGUCUUUUGUAUAUAUAUUUUGAUAAAUGUGGAAUAUAGCUUUUAUGAAUGAA
Messenger RNA from Solanum pennellii, 2421 nucleotides. Its product is annotated as BEL1-like homeodomain protein 8. The transcript has 5 exons. Bases 157 to 2196 code for a protein of 679 amino acids. Gene Ontology annotation, biological process: regulation of transcription by RNA polymerase II. Lineage: Eukaryota; Viridiplantae; Streptophyta; Magnoliopsida; Solanales; Solanaceae. Gene Ontology annotation, molecular function: RNA polymerase II cis-regulatory region sequence-specific DNA binding; DNA-binding transcription factor activity, RNA polymerase II-specific. The record is from RefSeq and is a predicted model, not a curated record.